AUGACCACAGAUGCCCUGCUCGCGCGCGCUCACCAGCAACCACCACCACCAGAGCAGCAACAGGUUCACACACGCCCUGCUGAAGGCGAUGUGCAGCCUCGGCGCACGUCAGGGGCCAUCUCUUCCAUCCUUGGGCGUCCUCCGCCGGCACCACAAGUUGCUACGAACACCUUCGCCGAGCCUUCGGGUGGCUCGUACUUGUACUCCUAUCCCACCCCGCAACGCGACUCCCCUGCGUCUUCCUCCCUAGUAGUGCCUGGGCGGCACCCCAGCCUCUCUCCGACAUCAACUGUGGAUUAUAUUGAGAUCGAGCACAAACAAAACGAGCUGCGUCACGCGGUGGAGCACCACGUGCAGUCCCUGGAGCGUUCUCUCGCCUUGCGUGAUGAGGAAGUGGCUACUCUGUCGUCGCGGCUGCGCAAGCUCGAGGAGGACUACCAGUUCAACUACAACCUCAUAGCAGAGCGGGAUGCUGCGCUGGAGGAGGCGUCGGGGCAGCUUCAGCGGCUCUACCGCGAACUGAAGCGCCUCACAGAGGAGUCGACACACAUGGAGAAGCAGAUCGACACCGCAGACAAUGAGAUCAGGGCGGCUCGGCAGCGUGUACGUGAGGUGGAAGAGGAGCGUGAUGCUGCGGUACGGCAAGUGCAGAGGGACUACACAAUCAAGGAGCGUCACCUAGCAGAGGCGGUACGUGCGAAGGAGGCGGCGCUUGAGAAGGAGCAGGCGGAGCAGCACACGUGGUACAAGGAGCGAGCCAAGGCGUUAGAGGAGGAGCGCGCCGUCAUGGCUGACCGCAGUGCUUUGGUGUCCAUAGAGACGGAGGACCGCUUCAAGCAGCAGGUUGCCCGACUACAGUCGGAGGUAGCGGUGCUGCAGCAGGCGCUGAAGGAUGCACGCCAACAGAAGGCAAACGCCGAAAAGCGUAUUGUAGCGAUGGAGGAGGCGAACACCGCCCUCACGCACGAGUCUGUCGUAGCCCAGCAGCGCCACGAGACUUUCGCACAGGAGGCUGCACUCACCAAGAGGGACUUGGAGGAUCGACUUGUGCGAGUUGUCGGCGACGCUGAAAAGCGCGUCCUCGCAGCAGAGGCGACUGCGCGGGAAGAGGCGGGCCGCGCCUCGUGCACAGAGCUAGAGCGCACUCGCCUGCAAUCAAUGCUGGCAGGGGCGCAGGAGCGUUUGCAGCUCCUCACUACGCGCUACGAUGAGGAGGUCGCCCGCUUCACAAAGGAGCGGCAGCAGCUUCUCAAGAGUAGCGACGAGGCGAUGGCGGCCACCACUUCAGCAGAGCAGGCAUUGCACGACACAAAGCGUGAGAUGGAGCAGCAGCGCCGCCUGGCUGCGGAGGAGGCUACACGUCUUCGCCGUGAGGUCGAGCGUGCUCAGGAGAUGUCCGAGGCAAUCCACCAGGAGCUCGUGACCGCGCAAGAAAGCUCUCGUGAGUGGAAGGCACAGGCGCAGAGCCUUGAGGCCGAGGUGCGUCGCUGGAAGAUGGAGGAGAACAAGACGGCGACCAAUGGGCGGCUGGAGUGCUCUGCGUGGGAGGAGAAGUGUCGGCAGGCCGAACAUCAGGUGCAGCUUCUCCAGGAGGUGACUCAGCAGGCUAAGACGAUUCAGCAAGGCGCGGUGGAGCAGGCGCAGGCCGAAGUAGUGCGGCUCACGCGCGAGCUUCACGCCAGCGAGGCGGCGCGUCGCGCUCUGGAGGAUCAAUUUCACUUGCAGGAAGACUACAGGGAUGGGCGGGAUGGGCUUCAGAUGCUGCGCAUGGAGAGGGAACAGCUUCAGAAGCGCGUGGCGGAGCUUGAGCAAACCAACGCCGAAGUGCGACUGCAAGUGGCCAACUUUGCUGCUGAACUGCAGAACGACCCGGUCAUCAAGGCCGCCAAGGAGACGCAGCAGCGCGCUGUAGCGCUGCAGCAGGAGCUGGAGCAGGCCAGGGCGGAGAUACAGUUGCUGCAGGACUCGUUGAGGGACAAGGAUGAGGGGCUGGUGCGACUGCAAACUGAGAUGCUGCGCGUGCAAGUGCUCGUCGCUGGCGACGAAACAGAGUCGCCUCCUCUUGACAUGCAGACCCACCUCGCCACUGGCGCUUCCACUCUCACUGAUCACGUCUCGCGUGCGCUGCAGCGGCGGCAGCAGAAGAUGCGUUCUGAGUACAGCCGUAUGCGCGAAUCAUACGAGGAGAUGGUUCGCGAGCUUGACCGACAGCGACGUCGCCGGCGCAGGCCUGCGCAACCUUCGCGCACUGCAUCAGUGACCUCGUCGUCCUCGACGAACUCUUCAUCCGCUCGGGGCGCCAAACUUUCAGAGCGACAUGGCAAGGGAGGGGAUGGGGGGCCGUCGGCUGCCCCGGGCGCCUCCGUACCGCCAGCACUUCCCGACUCCAAAACGGCGCACCUCCUGCAGGAGUCAGAGGUGUGGCGUCAACGAUGCGUGCAACUGGAACAGCAACUGCUCACCGUACUGCGUGAGCGCGACCGUCUCAAGAAGGAGCUGCAGCUGGCCAAGCAGGACGUGGUGGCACUCGGCGCCGAGAAGGCUUCUCUGGUGGACCUUAACUCGCUCCUGAAGGCGCAGCUGCGGGAGGCAUAUCGGCUGCGUCUCGGCGACACCAACACUCGUCUGGUUCGAGGACCCACCACGACCACUCCCGCCGCCAGUGCCCCUGACGUACGCAUCUCCCCUCAGCUGUUGGCCGCAGCUCUCCAGGCGUUGGAGGAGGGCACUGCUGCCGGUGACGACACAGAAAGCAGGCCUCGCGUGUGCAGUGCGGCGAGUGCAGAGGCAACCUUGACGCAGCACCGCUCACGCGCCGAGGAGGCUUCGGGGAUGAAGGGGCCGCCUGUUGUACACUCCACCCGUGGCUAUGCCGGGGCAUCGUCCCCCUCCAUCGCUUCGCGAUCCAUCUCAGCGCAGCAGGCGCAGGAACGGUUGACCACGCUAGAGCACGAGAUAGAGGUAGCUCGUGAGCAGCUCGCUACCGCCACUAGAAUGAGGCCGCAGUGCCCAGACGGUCAGGCGGUGAUUCGCCGUGGUAGCGCGGCUGUGCGGCACUAUGGUCUCAGUGACUGA
This is a messenger RNA of Leishmania braziliensis MHOM/BR/75/M2904, 3075 nucleotides long. RefSeq lists its product as hypothetical. The transcript has a single exon. Lineage: Eukaryota; Euglenozoa; Kinetoplastea; Trypanosomatida; Trypanosomatidae. The coding region runs from base 1 to 3075 and encodes 1024 amino acids. The record is from RefSeq and is a predicted model, not a curated record.